ACGAAGAAAAAAAAAAAACGCGUCUGGUAUCAACACAUCGGCUUGAACCAGCAUAUUCUCAUAUUCGUCUUUUUUAAUCUGCUCAAAAUUUUUAUUUCCUCAACGUCAGAAAGAGAACCAGCAAACAUGUUCUACACCUGUGGUCCUAACGAGGCUAUGGUGGUGUCAGGCUUCUGUCGUUCUCCUCCUCUGAUGAUCGCUGGAGGCCGCGUGUUCGUCAUCCCCUGCAUUCAGCAGAUUCAGAGGAUCUCUCUGAACACUCUGACUCUGAAUGUGAAGAGCGAUAAGGUCUACACCCGUCAUGGAGUUCCCGUCUCUGUUACUGGGAUCGCUCAGAUGAAGAUCCAGGGUCAGAACAAACAGAUGCUGGCCGCAGCCUGCCAGAUGUUUAUGGGCAAGUCGGAGGCUGAAAUCGCUCGGAUCGCUUUGGAGACUCUGGAGGGCCACCAGCGGGCCAUCAUCGCCCACCUGACUGUCGAGGAAAUCUACAAGGACAGGAAGAAGUUCUCGGAGCAGGUUUUCAAGGUGGCGUCGUCUGACCUGGUCAACAUGGGGAUCAGCGUGGUCAGCUACACUCUCAAAGAUGUUCACGAUGAUCAGGACUAUCUGCACUCUCUGGGAAAAGGUCGAACCGCUCAGGUGCAGAAGGAUGCUCGGAUCGGAGAGGCCAAGAACAAGAGGGAUGCUGUGAUCAGGGAGGCUCACGCGAUGCAGGAGAAAAUCUCGGCUCAGUACAGGAAUGAGAUCGACAUGGCGAAGGCCCAGAGAGACUACGAGCUGAAAAAGGCAGCGUAUGAUAUUGAAGUGAACACCAAAAAGGCUGAGUCUGAGAUGGCCUACCAGCUCCAGGUGGCGAAGACAAAGCAGCGUAUUGAGGAGGAGAAGAUGCAGGUCCAGGUGGUGGAGCGGUCGCAGCAGAUCUUGCUGCAGGAGCAGGAGAUCACUCGCAGGGAGAAGGAGCUGGAGGCCAAAGUGAAGAAGCCGGCGGAGGCUGAGCGGUACCGCCUGGAGAAACUGGCGGAGGCCGAGCGUAUAAAGAUGAUCAUGGAGGCUGAAGCUGAAGCUGAGGCCAUCAGGAUUAAAGGUGAGGCAGAGGCCUUUGCUGUCGAGGCCAAAGGUCGCGCUGAAGCGGAGCAGAUGUCGAAGAAGGCCGAGGCCUUCCAGGAGUACAAGGAUGGAGCCAUGGUGGACAUGCUGCUGGAAAAACUGCCUCUGAUGGCAGAGGAGAUCAGCAAGCCUCUGUGCAAAGCCAAAAAAGUCACCAUGGUGUCGAGUGGAGGAGGAGCUGUGGGAGCAGCCAAACUGUCAGGGGAGGUUCUGGACAUCAUGACCCGCCUCCCCGACGCCGUGGAGAAGCUGACCGGAGUCAACAUCUCUCAGGUGUCUUCUCGUACCGGCUGAAGAGAAGGAGCCAAACAGGAACCACGUAGGCAGAUUUGAUGUCCCUCUCAGCUGCCUGGAUUCCCUACAUACAGACCCUUUCCAAAAAAUUAGAAUAUC
This is a messenger RNA of Nematolebias whitei (Rio pearlfish), 1500 nucleotides long. RefSeq names its product flotillin 1a (gene flot1a). NCBI's taxonomy places the organism in Eukaryota, Metazoa, Chordata, Actinopteri, Cyprinodontiformes, Rivulidae. The transcript is spliced from 13 exons. The record is from RefSeq and is a predicted model, not a curated record. Bases 127 to 1401 code for a protein of 424 amino acids. Gene Ontology annotation, biological process: protein kinase C signaling; positive regulation of cell-cell adhesion mediated by cadherin; positive regulation of cell junction assembly. Gene Ontology annotation, cellular component: plasma membrane.